Electrophorus electricus (electric eel) is the source of this 2552-nucleotide messenger RNA. Lineage: Eukaryota; Metazoa; Chordata; Actinopteri; Gymnotiformes; Gymnotidae. The record is from RefSeq and is a predicted model, not a curated record.
GUGGAUCUGGCCAGUCUGUGGCAACAUCGUACGGAGUGCCUCAAGGGCAAGUAGCCCAUUAAGGACGUAUUUUUACUUGUUAUUAUAUUUAGGAGUGGUUCAAAACUGGAAAUAAUUCACCGGAUAUAUAAAUGCUUCCUGGAAAGGGGGGGCAACCUGGAGUUUCCAGUGUAUGUGAAAAGCACACUGCUUUGUUCUAGCUGUGGGAGUGAAGCUGUUUCACUUCACUUGGAUUUCAUGACUUCCUUAUAGCCUGGAAAUAACACUGAAUUUAUUCUGCCAUUCAUAAAGACAGGAGUAGUUCAAACAUAUCUGGAUAAAUCCAGGGAAUGGUGGAUCAUUUCCUCCCGAUUGAGGAGAACUUCCUGUCUUACAGUGGCAUAGACCCUGCUUCACCUCUUGUGUACCAUCUGUCGGACAUGGUGUCAGACUCGGGGACCUAUCAGGUGAUGCCGUCACCAUUCUCUGAGGAUGAUGUCAGUGACGCGUCGAGUCUGUGUUCCUGUUCCUCACCCGAUUCCCAGGUCCUGAGCUCCAGUUUCGGGAGUUCAUCUAGUGCUGAGAGCCAGGACAGCAUCCUCAACUUCUUGCUAUCCCAGACUUCCCUGGGGGGUGGAGGUGGCAGCAGUGCUGGGGUGUGUGCUGUAAGCCCAACUCCCCUAGCAAGUAUCCUUUGGGACUCACAGAGAGACAGUGUGAAAGAGGAGAGCUUUGACUUUCCGAUAUGGUCCUCCUCAAACAUGGAGGAGACACAUGUUGAGCCUUUCCAGCCCACUCUGGAGGAAAUUGAAGAGUUCUUGGAAGAGAACAUGAAUGGGGUGGUGUCCCUCAAGCACGAGCCUAGAGAAGAUGGUUCACCGCUGGGCUUGGAGUUAGAGCUGGAAAUGGGAUUUGGAACAGGAGUGGAGGUCAUGGAAGAGGUAUCACCCAGAGUACUAAUGAGAAAUACCUCUGGGUCUGAGCAGUAUUCUGACCAAACUGUGCCAGUGGCCAACCUCCCGUCCAUCUCCACAAUUGGCAACAAGACCAAAAGCGCAAAAAGUACUCCAGGUAUUCCAGAACCAAGCACAGAGGCACAGGUUGUCAUAAAGAAGGAGGUGCAAAGCAGGCCUGUCUCUACUGAGGAUAGCAGUAACACCAGUGCUGGAUUGCCUGUAAUUCUCCAAAUCCAACCCAUUCAGAUCAAACAAGAGAAUCAGGGACUCAGUGGGACUGCCAUGGUUCCCACAGCAACUCAGGCCUCAGCCCCUGCCACAGACAUUAAAAUCACUCAACUGCUGCUGAAUAUCCAAGGACAGACCUUUGCACUUGUCCCGCAGUUCCUCUCCUCUUCCCCCUCCUCAUCUUCAGCUGUCCCUAAUUUCAACGGUUCGCCUAAAUUUGUGCGGAUAGCUCCUGUGCCCAUUGCGGCAAAGCCUGUUGUGAGUGGAGGGGAUGGUGCUGGCUUGGGUGGGAUUCAGGGAGGACUCCUGGCAGGUGGAGCACAGAAGUUCCAGAAGAACCCAGUGGCGGAUCUUAUCAAAAUGCACAAGUGCAACUUCCCAGGCUGUGCCAAGAUGUACACCAAGAGCAGCCAUCUUAAAGCUCACCUGAGGAGACACACUGGAGAGAAACCGUUUGCCUGUAACUGGCCUGGCUGUGGAUGGAGGUUCUCCCGCUCAGACGAACUGUCCCGUCACCGGCGUUCCCACUCUGGGGUGAAGCCAUACCAGUGUCCCGUGUGUGAGAAAAAGUUUGCUCGCAGCGACCAUCUGUCCAAACACAUAAAGGUCCACCGCCUUCCCCGUGCCAACCGGACAGUGAACGGAGAGUGAGGGACUCCAGUGAAGAGCGAACAGAUCAGAAGAUAAAAGGGAACCUAGCACAGAGAGAGAAGGGGAAGAUCAGAGGUGCAGUGUGGCUUGUGAUGGAGCUCAUUCACCUGCUGAAUACCGAACACCUCAGGGCAGUAAGAGGGGCUGGUGUAGAGAAACUGGAGGAUGCAGGAGGAAAUUCAGCGUAUUCGAGCCGCGCAUUCCCUGGCAUACUGAUGAGGUUCCCUUUGGGAAGGCGUGUCUUUGCAUACCAGCGGGUGCAUUCCCCUCUCCGCGCAGCCUCAUUAGACCCAUCAGACUGCAGCAGCAAGCCGUGGAAGCCCUGAGUGGAGCCUGGGCUUGUAUACGUCGUUGAUCUGGCUUUUUUAUUCUCUCCUCCAGUGUUUCUGUGUGAAGUAAAACUGGAGAUGUGCUGUGAUGCACUUGAGUUCCCUUCAAGACAGCAGGCGGAACAGCCAUUUAAUGGCUGUUCCCAUGAACCCAUCCUAAUGAGCACACAAGGCCAGCUUACCCAGUGUCUGGGUCUUUUCAACCCUUCAGUUCUAUUAAGACAAAGAAUUGCUUCUCUGAAUGUGACUGUGUGUAUGUAUUCAGAUCUAAUUUAUUUGCAUAGCAUGUUUUACAAUGUGUCACAAAGCAGCUUUAAAGAAAUUAUAUAUGAUGACAUAUACUAUAUUUUAUUAUAAAAGUGGUGACAUAUAGUGAUAUGCAAUAAAUUUCCUAUAUUAUUGCCCUUUG